Messenger RNA from Osmia lignaria (orchard mason bee), 1594 nucleotides. NCBI's taxonomy places the organism in Eukaryota, Metazoa, Arthropoda, Insecta, Hymenoptera, Megachilidae. The record is from RefSeq and is a predicted model, not a curated record.
UUACUUUUGCCUGAGUUCCGAGCGUGCUCAUCGAGCAUUUCUUUAUUUCACUCACAAUCCCGUUAUCGCCUAGAGGAAACAGCAGACCACCAAUGUUUGACGAGGGUCGAUUAUUCGAGCGGGUAUCUCGAGUGAAUGUGGAAUUUCUUUCUAGUGAUGCAGUCGGCGGCUACACUGAACGGCGGAUCUUAUCCAGCCGGCGGCACCGGAAGUCGGGCUCGUGAUUUAGGUCUUCGUGCCCAGAAAAAACUGCUCGGCCGAGUGGUAUCAACAGGGGCCGGAAGAUCGCUUCUGAUAGACGACGCCACCACGUCGCUUUUAGACAAUCUUUACAAACUCAUGGAACGGGCUGCUAAAGCUAACCCGAACUUGGACAAAAAGCAGCCUGAAAAGGUUUUGAAGAACAUCGUUAAGCUGUCCAUCAAGAUCGGUCUUCUGCAACGUAAUCAACAAUUGAACGCCGCCGAUGAUGCGAAACUCGCCGAAAUAAGGACCACUCUCCGAGCCGUGGCGAUGUCCGUGGUGUCGUUUUACGAGCUGGAGUUCAGUUUUGAUAGGGCGUAUUUAAUUAAAUCGUUGGAACGUUGCCGAACCGCGAUACAAACGCUCAUUAAACCACACCUCACGGAUAAAUCUCAGGACAGAUGCGACCAGGUGUUCGAUUUCUUGACGCAUUCCGACUUCCUCGACUCGGUUUUCAGGCAAGACUCCGAACUCAGACCUAUCCUGGGGAUGCUAGUCAGUGAUAUAAAUAAGGCCUUGGAUGCUGGGCAUCUUUGAUUCUUUUCAAAUGCGUUACUUCUACGUGAUCAACUGAAAGAAAGAAAGAAGGAUGAGGAAGGGAAGAGUAUAAAGUAAAGUUGACGUACUUGCUAAUGAUUAAGGAAAGAUGAUGAGGAGUUUCUUUCCACGUGUAGUACAGUUACUUAUAAUUAUCUGUAAAGAAAAAGUACCGAUAAUUAUUGUUUUCAAAUGGAAGAAGAGAAAUUUUAAGAUACCAACAAAUGCUCACCAAUUUAUGCAAUAAUUGUGAAAUACUCUAUUUAUUUUCAGAAUGUAUAUUGUACGAUCGGUGUAUAUUUAUUUACGAUACUCGUGUGUUAGGGUACCAAUUAUACCAAAAAAUGAAAAAGGAGAAAUGAGCUUAUUUAUGCCCUCAGGCCAAGGGCGUUUAUAGUAAUGGUGGUAAAAUAACAACUCAUUAGUUCCAACAGAAUGACGCGUGAAAGAAGCAAUUUAUUAUCGUUAAAAUCACGCUAAUAAUAGACACGUGCCCCGAAAAGAAGAUGCCUUUCAAAGGUUCCAUCUUCUGCUCGUCAAAGAGGUAUGGCCCUCUUCACGUGUCGGACGUGUAUACACGGGGCAAAAUUGACCUCCGUGUUUUUAUUCAAGCUGAGCCUCGGUACAUUGUCAAACACACAUAAUAAAACACAACAUAUCUAAUGUAGUCACGGCUAAGCCUGAAUUGAAAAACAUUCACAUCACAUGUUUUGUAUGGAUUAUACACAUUUUACACGUUCUUCGUGACGAUUCUAAAUGAAAAUAAAAAUAUUGUAUCAAUAUACCAUUAAUAAAUUAUUUAUAAGGAGACUAA